This is a messenger RNA of Oryza brachyantha (malo sina), 2033 nucleotides long. Its product is annotated as beclin-1-like protein. The record is from RefSeq and is a predicted model, not a curated record. The transcript is spliced from 10 exons. Lineage: Eukaryota; Viridiplantae; Streptophyta; Magnoliopsida; Poales; Poaceae. Gene Ontology annotation, cellular component: phosphatidylinositol 3-kinase complex, class III, type II; phagophore assembly site; phosphatidylinositol 3-kinase complex, class III, type I. Gene Ontology annotation, biological process: late endosome to vacuole transport; cellular response to nitrogen starvation; autophagosome assembly. The coding region runs from base 435 to 1781 and encodes 448 amino acids.
UUCCGAGGUUCAAAUGCCAGGAGUGCCACCGCGCGCUCGUCGUCGUUGGCGUGGAUGCCUUCGCCGAUAAGCUCCCAACGCAGGCCGCCUCUGGUACCCUUACGCCUCCGCCCGAUUCGCUUACCGUCCCUUUUCUGCCUUCCGGGAAAAUUGGGCAUGAUUGAGAUGUUAGGAAGUACUGUAGUUCUCUCAAGUAAUAAAAACCUAGGUUGUAUUAGAUUACGUGGGUUCUGAAUUUCUGAUGAAAUGAGUCGUUUAUUGUUGGUUCUAGACAACUGUAAUGCAAUACUGACAUCGAAAUCUAAGGAAUGUUGAGUUGAAUGCGUAGUGCAAUUUUGUUCGAUUUGAUACUGCAACAGUGAGAACUUUACAAUGCUCAGUGAAAUCACGCUGGAACUGUGGAUUCCUGUAAAGCUGAAGUUCCUGUUUCUGGUAUGCAUGUAUCAUCUAUUCAGGGCAGUAUUAUGGGGGCUAGCAGGAUGGAUAAUUCUUAUGUCGUGCUAUCCAAGCAAAACAGAUCUCAUGGCCAUGGAAUUCCCCCACGCCCACCAAGUGCAGCAGCCCCACAUGUUGAACCUAACCAGCCAACAAGAGCGAUAGAGGGGUCAUAUAUAGUGCUUCCACCUGCUGCUGCUUCCAUAUACAAGACAUCUACUUCUGAAGGAGGUGGUGUGCAGUUGCCACCACCAAGUAUGAAUUCCAAUAGCCCUUUACCAGGAAAUAGUUUUCACUCUAACGUGACUGUAUUAACACGGGCAUUUGAGAUUGCUACAUCCCAAACUCAGGUUGAGCAGCCAAUGUGUCUGGACUGUAUGAGGUUGCUCUCUGAUAAGAUGGAUAAGGAGAUUGAAGAUGUUAAUACUGACAUUAAAGCUUAUGAAGCUUGUCUUCAACAAUUGGAGCAGAAAUCCUACAACAUCCUCAGCGAUGCUAGUUUUCAGAAGGAGAAACAGAAGAUUGAAGAUGAAGAAGAGAAGCUUAAGGCUGCCAUUGAAGAAGCUGAAAAACAAUAUUCAGAAAUCAGUUCCGAGAUGAAGAAUCUUGAGAUAAAAUCCAAAGAAUUUGAAGAAUUGGAAGAAAGGUAUUGGCAUGAAUUCAAUAGCUUUCAGUUUCAGCUGACAUCUCACCAGGAAGAAAGAGACACAGUUUUGGCCAAGAUAGAAGUUUCAAAUGUUCACCUGGAAUUGCUAAAGCGAACAAAUGUUCUCAAUGACGCAUUCUAUAUUUCACAUGAUGGAGUAAUCGGAACAAUAAACAACUUCCGCCUCGGUCGCCUUCCUAAUGUACAGGUUGAAUGGGAUGAGAUAAAUGCUGCUUGGGGUCAGGCUGCUCUUCUUUUGCAUACCAUGGCUCAGUACUUCGCCCCAAAGUUUCAGUACCAGAUCAAGAUUCACCCUAUGGGUAGCUAUCCAAGAGUCACAGACAUUAACAACAAUACAUAUGAACUGUUUGGCCCUGUGAAUUUAUUCUGGAGCACACGAUUUGACAAAGCUAUGACAUGGUUUCUGACCUGCCUGCAAGAUUUUGCUGAGUUUGCUAUAAGCCUGGAUAAAGAGAACAAUGUACCACCCGAUAAGUCACUGAAGCUCCCAUACAAGAUUGAUGGUGACAAGGUAGGGAGCCACACAAUCUUCUUAAGUUUUAAUAAACUCGAGAACUGGACGAAGGCAUUAAAAUACACGUUGUGCAACUUGAAGUGGGUUCUCUUCUGGUUUAUCGGCAAUACAAGUUUUGCACCACCUUCAGGAUCUUUAUGUGCAGCGACAUCAUCCAAGAGAUGACGCCACUGACCUUUGAAACUGACCCCAGCCGCGUAUAUUGGCAGAUGGCAUUAACGUGACGCGUUCUAUGUGCAACAGUGGAUACAACUACUCUUGUUUCUUUCAAGUGGUCGACUGGUCGUGUAUACUUUAUGUAACCAUGUCUGCAAUCAAAUUGUAGUGACCAUAGAAUAGUAGCGUGGCCUUCUCUUUUCCAGCAAGAAAAGAAAAGAAAAGUGCUUCUGACUUCCUCAGAGCUCUCCAGUUCACAAA